CCUGUUUGUACAGAAAGUGCCAUUCAGAAAGCUCGCCAGCGAGAAGACAGCUCCACGCUCAGCCUCAGAAGAAAGACGUUCAACAAUUUACUGGGGAGAGAAAGAAAAGGAACGGGAGCUGAGAGCGCGCGGGCGGCCCGAGCCUCGGCGGCGGCGGUAGCGGCGGCGGCGGCGGCGGCGGCGCUGACACCUCCCACCAUGGACAGCUUCGACUUAGCCCUGCUCCAGGAAUGGGACCUCGAGUCGCUGUGUGUCUAUGAACCAGAUAGAAAUGCAUUACGGAGGAAAGAACGAGAAAGAAGAAAUCAAGAAACUCAACAGGAUGACGGCACGUUUAAUUCUAGUUACUCUCUCUUCAGUGAGCCCUACAAGACUAACAAGGGGGAUGAACUGUCCAACCGGAUCCAGAACACGUUAGGCAAUUAUGAUGAAAUGAAAGACUUUUUAACUGAUAGAUCCAAUCAGAGUCAUCUCGUUGGAGUUCCCAAACCUGGGGUUCCUCAGACUCCUGUGAACAAGAUCGAUGAACAUUUUGUUGCAGAUUCAAGAGCCCAGACCCAGCCCUCAUCUAUCGGUAGCACUACAACUUCCACACCAGCAGCUGUCCCCGUGCAGCAGAGUAAGAGAGGCACUAUGGGCUGGCAGAAGGCUGGGCACCCACCCUCCGACGGCCAACAGAGAGCAACACAACAGGGCUCUCUCAGGACCUUGCUUGGAGAUGGUGUUGGCAGACAGCAGCCGCGGGCCAAACAAGUGUGCAAUGUGGAGGUGGGCCUUCAGACCCAGGAGAGACCACCUGCCAUGGCGGCCAAGCACAGCAGCAGCGGACACUGUGUUCAGAACUUUCCUCCAUCCCUAGCUUCAAAACCCAGCCUGGUCCAGCAGAAACCGACCGCAUACGUGCGGCCGAUGGACGGCCAAGAUCAGGCCCCUGAUGAGUCUCCUAAGCUGAAGUCGUCUUCGGAAACCAGCGUGCACUGCACAUCAUACAGGGGAGUCCCCGCCAGCAAGCCGGAGCCAGCCAGAGCCAAGGCCAAGCUCUCCAAGUUCAGCAUCCCCAAGCAGGUGGAGGAGAGUAGAUCUGGAGAAACCAACAGCUGUGUUGAAGAAAUAAUCCGGGAGAUGACCUGGCUUCCACCACUUUCUGCUAUUCAAGCACCUGGCAAAGUGGAACCAACCAAAUUUCCAUUUCCAAAUAAGGACUCGCAGCUUGUAUCCUCUGGACACAAUAAUCCAAAGAAAGGUGAUGCAGAGCCAGAGAGCCCAGACAAUGGCACAUCGAAUACAUCAAUGCUGGAGGAUGACCUUAAGCUAAGCAGUGAUGAAGAGGAGAAUGAACAGGCAGCUCAGAGAACGGCUCUCCACGCUCUGUCUGACAGCACCGUGGUCCAGCAGCCCAACUGCAGAACCUCAGUGCCUUCCAGCAAGGGCAGCAGCAGCAGCAGCAGCAGCGGCAGCAGCAGCUCCUCCAGCGACUCAGAGAGCAGCUCAGGAUCUGACUCGGAGACUGAGAGCAGCUCCAGCGAGAGUGAGGGCAGCAAGCCCCCCCAUUUCUCCAGCCCCGAGGCUGAACCAGCAUCCUCUAACAAGUGGCAGCUGGAUAAAUGGCUGAACAAAGUGAAUCCCCACAAGCCGCCUAUUCUGAUCCAAAAUGAAAGCCACGGGCCAGAGAGCAAUCAGUACUACAACCCGGUGAAAGAGGAUGUCCAGGACUGUGGGAAAGUCCCCGACAUUUGCCAGCCCAGCCUGAGGGAGAAGGAGGUCAAGAGCACCUGCAAGGAGGAGCAGAGGCCGAGGACAGCGAACAAGGCCCCUGGGAGUAAAGGCGUGAAGCAGAAGUCCCCGCCCGCGGCCGUGGCCGUGGCUGUGAGCGCAGCCGCCCCGCCGCCCGCAGUGCCCUGUGCGCCCCCGGAGAACGCGCCCGCGCCCGCCCGGAGGUCGGUGGGCAAGAAGCCCACCAGGCGCACGGAGAGGACCUCAGCCGGGGAUGGCGCCAACCUCCACCGGCCCGAGGAGCCCGCGGCCCCGGACGCGCUGGGGACAAGCGUGGUGGUCCCCCCGGAGCCCACCAAAACCAGGCCCUGUGGCAACAACAGAGCGAGCCACCGCAAGGAGCUGCGCUCCUCCGUGACCUGCGAGAAGCGCCGCACGCGGGGACUGAGCAGGAUCGUCCCCAAAUCCAAGGAGUUCAUUGAGACAGAGUCGUCAUCGUCGUCCUCCUCCUCGGACUCCGACCUGGAGUCCGAGCAGGAGGAGUACCCUCUGUCCAAAGCACAGACCGUGGCUGCCUCUGCCUCCUCCGGGAGUGAUCAGAGGCUGAAGGAGGCCGCUGCCAACGGGGGCAAUGGUCCCAGAGCCCCUGUAGGCUCCAUCAACGCCAGGACCACCAGUGACAUCGCCAAGGAGCUGGAGGAGCAGUUCUACACCCUGGUCCCCUUUGGCCGGAACGAACUUCUGUCCCCUCUAAAGGACAGUGAUGAGGUCAGGUCUCUCUGGGUCAAAAUCGACCUGACCCUCCUGUCCAGGAUCCCAGAACACCUGCCGCAGGAGCCAGGGGUCUUGAGCGCCCCUGCCACCAAGGACUCUGAGAGCGCGCCGCCCAGCCACACCUCAGACACACCUGCAGAAAAGGCUUUGCCAAAAUCCAAGAGGAAACGCAAGUGUGACAACGAAGACGACUACAGGGAGAUCAAGAAGGCCCAGGGAGAGAAAGACAGCUCUUCAAGACUGGCCACCUCCACCAGUAAUACUUUGUCUGCAAACCACUGCAACAUGAACAUCAACAGUGUGGCAAUACCAAUAAAUAAAAAUGAAAAAAUGCUUCGGUCGCCCAUCUCACCCCUCUCCGAUGCAUCUAAACACAAAUACACCAGCGAGGACUUAACUUCUUCCAGCCGACCUAAUGGCAACAGUUUGUUCACUUCAGCCUCUUCCAGCAAAAAGCCUAAGGCCGACAGCCAGCUGCAGCCUCACGGCGGAGACCUCACGAAAGCAGCUCACAACAAUUCUGAAAACAUUCCCCUCCACAAGUCACGACCGCAGACGGAGCCGUGGUCUCCAGGCUCCAACGGCCACAGGGACUGCAAGAGGCAGAAACUUGUCUUCGAUGAUAUGCCUCGCAGUGCCGAUUAUUUUAUGCAAGAAGCUAAACGAAUGAAGCAUAAAGCAGAUGCAAUGGUGGAAAAGUUUGGAAAGGCUUUGAACUAUGCUGAAGCAGCGUUGUCGUUUAUUGAGUGUGGAAAUGCAAUGGAACAAGGCCCCAUGGAAUCCAAAUCUCCUUACACGAUGUAUUCAGAAACAGUAGAGCUCAUCAGGUAUGCUAUGAGACUAAAAACCCACUCGGGCCCCAAUGCCACACCAGAAGACAAACAACUGGCUGCAUUAUGUUACCGAUGCCUGGCUCUCCUGUACUGGCGGAUGUUUCGACUCAAAAGGGACCACGCUGUAAAGUAUUCAAAAGCACUAAUUGACUAUUUCAAGAACUCAUCUAAAGCCGCCCAAGCCCCAUCUCCGUGGGGGGCCAGUGGAAAGAGCACUGGAACCCCAUCCCCCAUGUCUCCCAACCCCUCUCCCGCCAGCUCCGUGGGGUCUCAGGGCAGCCUCUCCAACGCCAGCGCCCUGUCCCCGUCGACCAUCGUCAGCAUCCCACAGCGCAUCCACCAGAUGGCAGCCAACCACGUCAGCAUCACCAACAGCAUCCUUCACAGCUACGACUACUGGGAGAUGGCGGACAACCUGGCCAAGGAAAACCGAGAAUUCUUCAACGACCUGGAUCUGCUCAUGGGGCCAGUCACCCUGCACAGCAGCAUGGAGCACCUGGUCCAGUACUCCCAACAGGGCCUGCACUGGCUGCGGAACAGUGCCCACCUGUCAUAGGGACCUCACCCUGGAGCCAGAUCGGGCUCUGGUCUCCACAGAUGGCUCAACACUUUUGGACACUGUGCUACUGAAAUUCCCAGCCACAGCAUUUAUCAGACUGCGGUGAACAUUUCCUCAGCAUUGAACAACGGUCUUUUGCAGGGCAUGUGUGUUUGUGUGUGUGGGUAUAUAAGAAGCCACCUAUGUAUGUGUGUAAGAAACACAGCUCUUCAGAACACACCUUCUUUGUCUAGUUUCCAUAAUCCCAGGCUAGACAAAGUGACCAGAGGUUUCUAAUUAGAAGAAAUACACACAUACACACACACCAUACUCACACACAAUCACAGACGCACACUUUCUAUUCCAGUGCUAAACCAUGACUUCUUAGAAAAUUCAACCAAAAUCUCAUGGGUUAGUUAACCAGGUGCAAUACAGCACACCAAAAGCUUGACUGCUGGUGAAGAUAGACCUGCUCUUAUACUGUUGAUUACUUUCAGUAUUAAUAUACUCUUCCCCAAUUAUUUUUUGAUCGGUAUAUAUUAAUGGGUAAUUGAGUAAUGAAAAUAAGCCAGAUAUUUUUGUGCCAGAAGUUUCCUAGAUUGCAUGUUACCAAAUACCCUGCUCUUCCUCUAAUUCCCUUCUAAAUCUGACUUUAUUGUCAGCUAAAUGCAUUCCAGGCAAACGGAUGGACACUCACAGCGCUUCCCAGCCCCACCUCCAAGUAGUAUGCAAAUGGCACUGCGAUUUAGCAAAAACUCGGCAUCUUUGAAAGUUAACAGACGCUAGAGCAGCCGUGCCUGUGUGUUGGAGCUCAGUUAGGAGUGGAAGUUUUCUGCACCUGUGAUAACAAGCCCACCAGCCACAUGCAUUUCUUCUUCCUGCCACUGUGACUCGGUGGCUGUAGAGCCACAUGGCAUUUGUCAGCCAAUCUGUUGCAAGUCUUUUCUUUCCAGCAGUAGCUUUCUUACAGAUUUUCUUGGCUAAAUGAGUCCAUUACCUAGACUGUCCCUUCAGUAGGAGCCCGAAUCCUUUGCUUACCAGGCUGAAAGCUCUGAAAGCUCUUUGCCGUGCUGUCUGAUUCUCUCGCUCCUCAUGCAGAGUGUGCCACUGCAGCCCUGUGAUGCGUUUUGAUUUGGGGGCGAGUUUUCAGGCUUUGAUUAGCAGGCUGCUUGCAGCGCGGACCACAGUUCUUUUCUGGAGCAGCAGCAACCAGAGCCUCUUCUGUGUCCUGUGUGUCUGGUAUGUUUACACCUUGCUCUGAGUUUUUCUCUUGUUUUCUUUUUUUAAUUAAGCUUACAUUUUAGUUUCUUUGACAUCUUGUUUACAGUUUUUGUCUGAUGUUUUUUUCUUUUAUAGUGUCUUAUGCCCUAGAUUUAGUCAUCUUGUUAAAUAUAUUUGGAUAUGAAAUCUUGGCAGAAAAGAAAGUAACUCCUGAAAAAGAAGGUCUAUCUCGCCACACUUUAAAAACAAAAAUAAUGUCCUUGAGGCCUCUUGCUUGAUAAAGUUGCACCAGGACGGUCUGAGAAAGGCAGGCGGUGCAACAUAUGGAGCAAUCCGUUUUUUCAAGGUGAUGACGGCACAAAAUACUUAGACUGGAUGCUGGUCUCUAUACUUUCACUGAUAUUCUUUCAGGUUGGGUUGUACUGUUAACAUUUUUGUCAGCCUGAUCUGUAGGUGGGAAAUAAGAUCAUUGUGAUUCCCUAGCUCUGAGCACUGAUUCAAAAUUGUAUAAAUGAUUGAACAACUUAGAUGAUUUGAAAUAAAUUGAAAACAGCAAGUAGAGGGCUUGUGGAAUUUGCAUUUGGCUUUGGCCUUCAAGCAUUUGGAAAUAUUAAGAGAAUUUCCAUUUUACAUGUCUCCAACUAGGGUGCUUCUUACAACCCUUUCACUUUUUUUUGAGACAAGUUUCGUUCUGUCGCCCAGGCUGGAGUGCAGUGGCACGAUCUCGGCUCACUGCAACCUCUGCCUCCUGGGUUCAAGUGAUUCUCCUGCCUCAGCCUCCCAAGUAGCUGGAAUUAUAGGCAUGCACCACCACGCCCAGCUAAUUUUUGUAUUUUUAGUGGAGACUGGGUUUCGCAGUGUUGGCCAGGCUGGUCUCAAACUCCUGACCUCAGGUGAUCCACCUGCCUCCACCUCCAAAAGUGCUGUGAUUACAGGCGUGAGCCACCGCGCCCGGCCCUUUCAACUAAUUUUCACAAUCUCAUCCUAUGUAGGAAGCUUGAACUCAUCCUAUGAGUUCACAAUCUCAUCCUAUGUAGGAAGCUUGAACCUAACUUAAGAAAUUUUGAGUCAUUUUUUUGGAGGACUGAGACUUUGUUCUACUUACUCUUGAAGAAUCCUGAUGAAAUAUUCAAACACAUAAAGGGAAGGCCCUGGAGGUCUGUCCUGCAUCCCUGGAGAGCUUCUCUGCUCUUGCCUACCUGGAAAGUUGCAGGCUUUGUUGUGGCAUCUGUGUGAUGAGCUUCCCUGUGAAGCCCCAUUUGACAGGUGGGCCAGCAGUGUUUUAUCAGCACUCUGAUGGCCCACGUUUCCCAGGAAAACUUCUUGAAACUUACCCUUGUGGGCAGUGGUCAGAGCAUGCAGUUCCUAUGACCGUCUCUCGUUUCAUCUGUGGAGCACAGCAGUUUCUGUGGGGUUUGGCAUAGGUGACUUUGGUUGGAAACCAUCCUCCGAUUGUUGCUUGUGAAAGUCAUUCAUAACUUGUUCCUUUUACUUAGUUUUGUUGUUGCUGCUGUUGUUAUUGGUUUGUCUGGUUUUGAGACCGGGUCUGGUUCUGUGGCCCAAGCUGGAGUGCGGUGGCGCAAUCAUGGCUCCCCGCAGCCUCAAACUCCUGGGCUCAAGCGAUCCUCUGCCUCAGCCUCCCAAGCAGCCGGGAAGAUAGGCACAUGCCACCACACCCAGCUAAUGUUUUCUUCAUUUUUUUGUAGAGAUGGGGUCUCACUAUGUUGCCCAGGCUGGUCUCAAACUCCUGGGCUCAAGCGAUCCUCUGGCCUUGGCCUCCCAAAGUGCUGGGAUUACAGGCAUGAGCCACCAUGCCUGGCCUGUUUAGUUUUGUUUCAAGUUGAAAUAUCUUUCUUGUGUUUUCUGAUUAGAAAGGUAAUACCUACUCAUUGUAAGAAUUCAAACAGUGCAGAAAUGUAGAAAGUAGAAAGUGUAAGUCCCCGGUUGUCCCUUCUGCCUGAGACAACCACUGCUCGCAGUUUGAUGUAUACCCUUCCAGAGACUCUCACAUUUAAGCAAAUAAUUGUUAUUACCACAUCUUUUUCUUUGAAGACGUACAUUUGCCUCCGAAGUUCAACCCAAGUUCAGCUGACCAGAUCCUUCCAUGACCUGAAUGGAUGCUAUCCUUGAUCACAAUGUUCAAUUGCCUUUGAAAGAGAGUAGCCCAGGUAUAUUCCUGAUCAAAAUUUGGCAUUUUUGAUGAUACUGCUCUACACAGAUCAGACUCACGUGCAGAGUCGUGCCUGGAGAGAGAGGUUUGGUUAAGACAGAGAUUUCUGGAAACAUUCAGAUUGCAAAUGGAAACUUGAAACCCACGAUCUAAUGAGGAAUGUACUGGAAAAAUAAUCUGAGGAGUUGACAAAUUGUGUACUAGAUUGAACACAUGGAAUGCAAUGCAAUGAGACUUUCUGCACUAAAACUUCUCCUAAUAUGUACAACAAUGAUACGUGUAUUAUAUAACAGUGACGUGUACAUUUCUGACACCCAUACAUAAUAGACACAGUUUGUAUAAAUGCAUACAUUUAAAAAUAUAUAUGUACAAUACAGCUAACAUAAAACUGUAGUACGCCUGAAGGAUAUUACUAGUGCCUAAUAUUGAGUCAAAGUCACUGCGUGUUCGCAUCAACUUGGAAGUGCAGUAAUUGUUAUAAAAUUAAUCAGUGCAGCCAACAUUAUUUAUGAAUCACAUCUUUGAAACUGUGCAGUAGCAUAUACAUAUAUAUUUUUAAAUAACAUUUUUCACAGUUUUCCAGAGUUACUGUUGAAAUCUGCAUCACCAAAAAAAAAAAAAAGCAAGAUUUUUUUAACAAUGUAGACACUCUUCAGACCCAGUAAUCUGCGUGUGAUUUCUUAUUUGUAGAUUCCCAAGAGACUUUAGCAGUCACCAGCCUUAAUGCAUGUACAGGAUAUUAUUGUGACUUAAUUUAUCUGCAGUUUUUAAUCCAUGUGAAAUUGGAAUUUAUAAACGGACUUGGAUUAAAUAUGUCUGCCUUUCUAAGGUUGCAAAUGUUACAUUAAAUGACUUAUGUUGUAAAUGAGAGAAGUUGAGUUGUACGUAAAAGACGUCCACCAAUUUCUAUGAAUAUUUUUACAAGGAAACUUGAGAAUCAAAAUACAUUCAAGUCAGUUUUUCUGGCUCCCACUUUAUAAUCUCUUUAAAAGCAAUCUUUUUGUUUCAUAAAUGGCUUAAAUGUAGCUCCCACAGAUUAUCAGUAUGAAGUCUGACAUUUUUCAUGGAAAAAAAAGUAUGUUUUUCUUCAUAUAUAAAUAGUUUACUGUUUGUCUUUGCUGUUUCCUGAUACAUACACAUACACACACACACACACGCACAUGCAUACACAUAUGCACGUGCACACUCUCCAGUGUCCCAGUGAAGGCUCAACAGGAAGCUUGAGAAGGUCAUCUCAAUGGCCACAGGGUUCCUCUUCAACCAGUAGCCCUGGGAUGCCUCUUUGCUUGUCAUUCUUUAGUGUCACAAGUUGCUUCCACGACUUGUGUGCAGUCAGGGAACUGCACACAACUGAAACCAACAUGGUGGAAUCAUGUUUGCAAUAUUUGGUUGAGUAAAAUAAGAGAAUUUUGAACUAAAGAAGACGGAGGUAUUCAGACCAGUGGCUUGACAUGAAGUAUCCCCUAUGUGGGAGGGUAUGUUUGUUAACCUCCUUUUUAGCCUUAUCUCCCUCCCUUUUCCUUAUCCUCCUCCCCAAACUGAAGAAGCAGAAACAGCAACAAAGACAAAAGCCAUCCCUUCACCCGAUCCAGCCCAUAUCCUUAGGUUCAAAUAUCCUUUGUCUUUUUCCCACUAUACCAUCUGACACAAUUCACUCGUGUCUAGAGAGAAAAAUGCAGAAAGGGUUUGUUUGCAGAUGGGCAGUUCAGAUGAGUCCUCGUUAACCAAGCAGAGGGGUGCAGAAGAAGCCUGACUCAGGGUCACCAUGGGAAACUCCUCAUCCCAAAGAUGGGUGGGACAGGGACUUGACUUUGCUUGACCAACCACUGAGCUUGAUACUCUUUCAGAGGCGGUUUGUGCUAAGAAACACCCAGCAGUCUUUCAAGAACGUUCUCUUCUGCAGCUUUGCCUGCUACACAGCUGAAGUCUGUCCUUAUAAAAAUUAUAUUUUUAAGAAGUAAUAACGUUUUCAAAGAAACCCGGAUCAAGUGGAAUCUUGAAAUUUUUUUAAUGAAAGGGGAAAAACUACCUUACCACAUAAACUACACUUGCAGCCAUUUGGAACCAGAGUUUAUGUCCUCGUUUUCCCGUUCGCAGAAGAGCACAGUUUUUCAAUAUCACAACUUCCAGCAAAUAGCACAAGAAAUGUUCAGACUUGAGAUUUGUGUUUCUUUUGUCCAGAUUAUUCUGUAUCUGUCACCAAAGGGGUUAACUUGUUUGCUUGGCAUGAGGAAAAUUAUAAACUCGGUUCUCAAACUAAUUACAUCUGACCACGGUUUUGGUUUGUAUUAUUUUAAUUGGCACUCCGAGGCAGCAAGGGGUAAAUUUUGGGUCGGCUGCAAGGGGAUUUAGGUUCACAGCUCUUACUUACAGUAAUGGGAAUCAAGGGAUUAAAUCUCUGUGUGUUACUUUGAAAAUCCACCUCUUACAGCCAAUCUUACAGACAUUGAUCUGAGGGUUGAAUUCAGGGCACUAAUUGCAAGUCAACACAAGGGUCAGCAUUUCUGUUGAAGCCCCGGGGUAUUGAUGUAGCCUGAAAAGCUGAAUCAAGGACUUGGGUUUUGUUUUGUUUUGUUUUGUUUUUUUACCCAUUUUUAAAAUAGGAAAGCUCAUCCAGAAAUACUUGGAUCUAGACAUGAUAGAACAUAGCACCAAUGUUUAGGAUUUUCAGAGUGCUGUUGGGUUAUUAAAAUAAUAUCGAUGUUCUA
Piliocolobus tephrosceles (Ugandan red Colobus) is the source of this 9957-nucleotide messenger RNA. It is a transcript of the gene AFF3, whose product is annotated as ALF transcription elongation factor 3. Lineage: Eukaryota; Metazoa; Chordata; Mammalia; Primates; Cercopithecidae. Gene Ontology annotation, cellular component: nucleus; super elongation complex. The coding region runs from base 199 to 3876 and encodes 1225 amino acids. Gene Ontology annotation, biological process: regulation of gene expression. The transcript is spliced from 23 exons. The record is from RefSeq and is a predicted model, not a curated record.